UAUAUAAAAUAUAUUUAAUCUGUAACAAAAAAACCUUACUAAUUGUAAUGAUAUCAUUCACAAUGUUCUAUGGGAUUUUAAAGCGAAGACUAUCGUUAGUUAUUAAUUGUUACUUGUUAUUGUAUUUUUCACUAGUUUCGAAUCAAUAGCAUCGAUAGGAGAAUCGAAUUCGAUUUCUUCGUAAAUUAUUAGUGAAAGAGUGUAGCUCACUUCAACGUUCAAUUGCCCUUUACCUAUAGGAAACUUAACCAAUCACUCCGAAUGACAAAUUGAAUUAUUUUUUUUAAAUCCGGAGAAUAUUCGACUCGAUUUAUACGACUUCUUAGCCAUGUCUCAGGUUUGUCCGUCCUCGUCUCAUCAGUUGGUCGCAGCCGCGAUGGCUUUUCGUCGAGCUCGGCGUAAAUUUCCGAAAAAUUUUGGCCUGUAUUGCAACACGGAAGAGGCAACGAAGUUCGAUAAGACUGAAAGUCUUAGCGGGAAUGAGGAUUCGAAUGAUCAAGAGAAUUUACUGUUAACGAGGAAUUCUUCGAAGUCGAGGCCGAACCAAGUGAAAACGUAUUGGAACGACGAGUGCGGGGAAAAUGGCUCGACCAAGGAAAAUUUAUUCCAAAAGCCGAUAAUAUGCAGUUGUUGUCGUAAACGUAACGAGCAGUGUAAUGUUGGGGACACGCUCGACAUCGUUCCAAGUAAAGAGCAUAACGAAAUCACGCAGAAAAACGAAUUCUCCAAAUUGGAACAAGUGGAAAGUUGCGACUCGAAGCCAAUGAAAAAUCCCGCAACGGAGUCUCGAAAUUCUAAUCAUUUUCACGGCGCAUUCUCCUAUUUGCAAAAACGUAACUCGAAAGAAAUCCCAUCGAAAUUGGAUUCCGUUAAUCUUCUUUACGAUCGAGAUCAAAACGAAACGAACAACGUUAAAUCUAAUAAUGGCCCGCCCAAAGAAGAGAAACGAAAUUGCAACCGGGACGAGCACGAUUGUAACGGCGAGGGGAGGGGUUGCAAAGGGUUCCAUCGAAAUUUGCGAUUCACUCCGCAGAAGAACAACCCAUCGUCAUCGAGUAUUUCUCACGCUUGCAAUUGCGAGAAACAUUCGACCCUAAAUCUUCUACAGCCUCAUCGAGAUUGCUGUCGCCAGAAUCGUCAUUGUUGCCACUCCCACGACCAUUGUCAUCAUCGUUGCGACGAGUACAACAGACACUCCUCGAAAGAAAAGCGUCUCGCGUCGGACACCUGCCUCUGCUCCUCGAAUAACUCGAAUAACUCGAGAGGUUGCAAUCGAAACGAUCACACCACUAUCCGGGAAUCGACUUGCAAUAAUUGUCAUGGAAAAGAUUCGGAGAAGAUGUUGGCUAUGCAGGAGCAGAACGACGAGGAAUUGGACGAUUCCGUGGCAACGAUCAAUCACAAGGACUCGUUGUGCAUUUUGGUGGAGAAGUACAAGACUAAUAAGAAGUGCAAGCACAAGGCGUAUUUCAACGGGGUCGAAUUCACUGAUGAACGGAGGGACGAAUGCGAUAAAUCAUUCAGCUCGGAGACGUGUCAACUCGAUGAGAACGGGAAACAAGGAGGGGGGAGCAAAUAUAAUUCGGGCAACGAUAAUCCCCGUUUUCGGGGCGCCUCUAUUAGGAAACCGCCGUGCAGAUACGGCGAUUGCGGUCAGUUGUUCAAGGAGGGGGACGCGAAUCAAUUUAAAAACUUGAAGUCCCGUUUGAUAAAAACUGGUAAUUAUUGUUCAGCUAAAGGUACACCUUGGAGACAUACAUUUUAAAUUCGAGGAAAUAUCUACAUUACUAAGUUUUUGUAUUUAUAUUGUUUUAGUUCAAAUGUUUAUUAUAUAUUCUUUUUUUUCAUACACAAUUACCUAGUUGAUAGAUGAAUUUAUAGCAUUUUUUUUUAUCGAUUACGAUUUUUGAGAAAGAGAAAAGACAGAGGGGUAGGGGGUGGGGGAGGGAAAAAAAAAAGGACGAAGAAGAAAUUCGAGUAGUAGAAGAGGCACAAAAAUUAUAUAAUUAUAUAGACGCUUUGUAUAUGUGAAAAAAAAAUUUUUUCUUAAAAACUCUGCUAUAAAUGUUUUCAGCAAAACGAAUUUUCCGUUUUAAUUCUUGUUUUAUUAUCUUUUUUUUUUUUUUUCUCUCUUUCUCUUUAAGAAAAGACAGCGUGCACAGAAUAAUUCGGAUGAAAUAAAAAAAAAAAAAAAAAAAGAAAGAAAGAAAAGAAGUUUAAUUUCGCGCGCCGAAAGCUUAUUUUUUAAAGUAUAUUGCGCUAAUAAACUUGAUAAACUUAUUUUGGAAGUAUAUUGCUUUAAUAAAGUUAAUAAACGAG
Messenger RNA from Apis mellifera (honey bee), 2319 nucleotides. RefSeq lists its product as uncharacterized. NCBI's taxonomy places the organism in Eukaryota, Metazoa, Arthropoda, Insecta, Hymenoptera, Apidae. The coding region runs from base 329 to 1765 and encodes 478 amino acids. The record is from RefSeq and is a predicted model, not a curated record. The transcript has 5 exons.